Messenger RNA from Fukomys damarensis (Damara mole-rat), 5531 nucleotides. RefSeq names its product nuclear receptor coactivator 2 (gene Ncoa2). Gene Ontology annotation, cellular component: nucleus. The transcript has 23 exons. Gene Ontology annotation, molecular function: nuclear receptor binding; protein dimerization activity. Lineage: Eukaryota; Metazoa; Chordata; Mammalia; Rodentia; Bathyergidae. Gene Ontology annotation, biological process: cellular response to hormone stimulus; positive regulation of transcription by RNA polymerase II. The record is from RefSeq and is a predicted model, not a curated record. The coding region runs from base 419 to 4810 and encodes 1463 amino acids.
CGGGGGUGGGUCGGUCCCUCGUUAGAUGGUCCCUCCCUCUUCCUCCCCCCCCCAGUGGUUUCCGGGGCCUGCGGGACCGAGGGGCGGGAAUCGGGGCCGGAGCCCCUUCCACUGGCCGGGAGCUAGACUGGGCCUGACGCCUUCUGGGUCCAUCACUGGCAGGGGAAACUUUCCCAAACCGGAGCCCGAGCCUGAACGCCCACCUCUGCCACCUCGUCCUCUAAUCCCACUCCCACUCCACCGCCUCCAGCGUCUUCCCCUCCCACCGACCCGAAUCUUGCUGCGUCUGACUGAUGGGGCAGUGAGCCAAUCGUAGGCGGGGAGCUGACCUGCCGGGUGUCGAUUUCUCUUGAAUUUGGCUACAAAUUUAUAGAUCUUCUGUCCUGUGUACAGGCACAGUUGCUGAUAUGUGUUCAAGAUGAGUGGGAUGGGAGAGAAUACCUCUGACCCGGCCAGGGCAGAGACAAGAAAGCGAAAGGAAUGCUCUGACCAGCUUGGACCCAGCCCCAAAAGGAGCACUGAGAAACGUAAUCGUGAGCAGGAAAAUAAAUAUAUAGAAGAACUUGCUGAGCUGAUUUUUGCAAAUUUUAAUGAUAUAGACAACUUUAACUUCAAACCUGACAAAUGUGCAAUCUUAAAAGAAACUGUGAAGCAAAUUCGUCAGAUCAAAGAACAAGAGAAAGCAGCAGCUGCCAACAUAGAUGAAGUGCAGAAGUCAGACGUAUCAUCCACAGGGCAAGGUGUCAUCGACAAGGAUGCGCUGGGGCCCAUGAUGCUUGAGGCCCUGGAUGGGUUCUUCUUUGUAGUGAACCUGGAAGGCAACGUGGUGUUUGUUUCAGAGAAUGUGACACAGUAUCUAAGGUAUAACCAAGAAGAGCUGAUGAACAAAAGUGUAUAUAGCAUCCUGCAUGUUGGGGACCACACUGAAUUUGUCAAAAACCUGCUGCCAAAGUCUAUAGUAAAUGGGGGAUCUUGGUCCGGAGAACCUCCCAGGCGGAACAGCCAUACUUUCAACUGUCGGAUGCUGGUAAAACCUUUACCCGAAUCAGAAGAGGAAGGUCAUGAUAACCAGGAAGCACACCAGAAAUAUGAAACUAUGCAGUGCUUUGCUGUCUCUCAACCAAAGUCCAUCAAAGAAGAAGGAGAAGAUUUACAGUCCUGCUUGAUUUGCGUGGCAAGAAGAGUUCCCAUGAAGGAAAGACCAGUUCUUCCCUCUUCAGAAAGUUUUACUACUCGUCAGGAUCUCCAAGGGAAGAUCACUUCUCUGGAUACUAGUACCAUGAGAGCAGCCAUGAAACCAGGCUGGGAGGAUCUGGUGAGAAGGUGCAUUCAGAAGUUCCAUGCACAGCAUGAAGGGGAAUCUGUGUCCUACGCUAAAAGGCAUCAUCAUGAAGUACUAAGACAAGGAUUGGCAUUCAGUCAGAUCUAUCGUUUCUCCUUAUCCGAUGGCACUCUUGUUGCUGCACAAACGAAGAGCAAAUUGAUCCGUUCUCAGACUACUAAUGAGCCUCAGCUUGUUAUAUCUUUACACAUGCUUCACAGAGAGCAGAAUGUAUGUGUAAUGAAUCCGGAUCUGACUGGACAAGCAGUGGGGAAGCCAUUGAAUCCAAUUAGCUCUAGCAGCCCUGCCCAUCAGGCCAUGUGCAGUGGGAACCCAGGUCAGGACAUGACCCUCAGUAGCAAUAUAAAUUUUCCCAUAAAUGGCCCAAAGGAACAAAUGGGCAUGCCCAUGGGCAGGUUCGGUGGUUCUGGGGGAAUGAACCAUGUGUCAGGCAUGCAGGCAACCACUCCUCAGGGUAGUAACUAUGCACUCAAAAUGAACAGUCCCUCACGGAGCAGCCCUGGCAUGAAUCCAGGGCAGCCCAAUUCCAUGCUUUCACCAAGGCAUCGCAUGAGCCCCGGAGUGGCUGGCAGUCCUCGCAUCCCACCCAGUCAGUUUUCCCCUGCAGGAAGCUUGCAUUCCCCCGUGGGAGUCUGCAGCAGCACAGGAAAUAGCCAUAGUUAUACCAACAGUUCCCUCAAUGCACUUCAGGCCCUCAGUGAGGGGCACGGGGUCUCUUUAGGGUCAUCGUUGGCUUCACCAGACCUAAAAAUGGGCAAUUUGCAAAACUCCCCAGUUAAUAUGAAUCCUCCCCCACUCAGCAAGAUGGGAAGCUUGGACUCCAAAGACUGUUUUGGACUUUAUGGGGAGCCAUCAGAAGGUACAACUGGGCAGGCAGAGAGCAGCUGCCAUCCUGGAGAGCAGAAAGAGACAAAUGAUUCCAGUAUGUCCCAGGCGGCAAGCGGGGAGAGAGCCGAGGGACAGAACAGGUUGCACGACAGCAAAGGGCAGACCAAACUCCUGCAGCUGCUGACCACCAAGUCUGACCAGAUGGAGCCUUCGCCCUUACCCAGCUCUUUGUCGGAUACAAACAAGGACUCCACAAGUAGCUUGCCCAGCUCUGGAUCCACCCAUGGGACCUCACUCAAGGAGAAGCAUAAAAUUUUGCACAGACUCUUGCAGGACAGCAGUUCCCCUGUGGACUUAGCCAAGCUAACAGCGGAAGCCACAGGCAAAGAACUAAGUCAGGAGUCCAGCAGCACAGCUCCUGGGUCAGAAGUGACUAUUAAACAAGAUCCAGUGAGCCCCAAGAAGAAAGAGAAUGCACUACUUCGCUACUUGCUAGAUAAAGAUGAUACUAAAGAUAUUGGUUUACCAGAAAUAACCCCCAAACUUGAGCGACUGGACAGUAAGACAGAUCCUGCCAGUAACACAAAGCUGAUAGCUAUGAAAACUGAGAAGGAGGAGAUGAGCUUUGAGCCCAGUGACCAGCCUGGCAGUGAGCUGGACAACUUGGAGGAGAUUUUGGAUGAUUUGCAGAAUAGUCAAUUACCACAGCUUUUCCCAGACACGAGGCCAGGCGCCCCUGCUGGAUCAGUUGACAAGCAAGCCAUCAUCAAUGACCUCAUGCAACUCACAGCUGAAAACAGCCCGGUGACACCUGUUGGAACACAGAAAACAGCAUUGCGAAUUUCACAAAGCACUUUUAAUAACCCACGACCAGGGCAACUGGGCAGGUUAUUGCCAAACCAGAAUUUACCACUUGACAUCACAUUGCAGAGCCCAACUGGUGCUGGACCUUUCCCACCAAUCAGAAACAAUAGUCCCUACUCAGUGAUACCUCAGCCAGGAAUGAUGGGUAACCAAGGGAUGAUAGGAAACCAAGGCAACUUAGGGAACAGUAGCACAGGAAUGAUGGGUAGUAAUGCUGCCCGGCCCACCAUGCCAUCCGGGGAAUGGGCAUCGCAGAGUUCAGCUGUCAGAGUCACCUGUGCUGCUACCACCAGUGCCAUGAACCGGCCAAUCCAAGGAGGUAUGAUUCGGAACCCAACAGCUAGCAUCCCCAUGAGACCCAGCAGCCAGCCUGGCCAAAGACAGAUGCUUCAGUCUCAGGUCAUGAACAUAGGGCCCUCUGAAUUAGAGAUGAAUAUGGGAGGACCUCAGUAUAGCCAACAAGCUCCUCCAAAUCAGACUGCCCCAUGGCCUGAAAGCAUCCUGCCUAUAGACCAAGCAUCCUUUGCCAGCCAAAACAGGCAGCCGUUUGGCAGCUCUCCCGAUGACCUGCUGUGUCCACAUCCUGCAACGGAGUCUCCGAGUGAUGAGGGAGCUCUCCUGGACCAACUCUACCUGGCCUUGCGGAACUUUGAUGGCCUCGAGGAGAUUGAUAGAGCCUUGGGGAUACCCGAGCUGGUCAGCCAGAGCCAAGCGGUAGAUCCAGAACAGUUCUCAGGUCAGGAAUCCAAUAUCAUGCUGGAGCAGAAGGCUCCUGUUUUCCCGCAGCAGUACGCAUCUCAGGCACAAAUGGCCCAGGGUAGCUAUACACCCAUGCAAGAUCCUAACUUUCACACCAUGGGACAGCGGCCAAAUUAUGCCACACUCCGAAUGCAGCCCAGACCGGGCCUUAGGCCCACAGGUCUGGUGCAGAACCAGCCAAAUCAACUGAGACUUCAGCUUCAACAUCGCCUCCAAGCACAGCAGAAUCGCCAGCCUCUUAUGAAUCAAAUCAGCAAUGUUUCCAAUGUGAACUUGACUCUGAGGCCUGGAGUACCCACGCAGGCGCCUAUUAAUGCUCAGAUGCUGGCCCAGAGACAGAGGGAAAUCCUGAACCAGCAUCUUCGACAGAGACAAAUGCAUCAGCAACAACAAGUCCAGCAACGAACUUUGAUGAUGAGAGGACAAGGGUUGAAUAUGACCCCGAGUAUGGUGGCUCCUAGUGGUUUACCAGCAACCAUGAGCAAUCCCCGGAUUCCCCAGGCAAAUGCCCAGCAGUUUCCAUUUCCUCCAAACUACGGAAUAAGUCAGCAGCCUGAUCCAGGCUUUACGGGGGCUACGACUCCCCGGAGUCCUCUAAUGUCACCCCGAAUGGCACAUACGCAGAACCCCAUGAUGCAGCAGUCUCAGGCCAACCCAGCCUAUCAGGCCCCCUCAGACAUGAACGGAUGGGCACAGGGGAGCAUGGGUGGAAACAGCAUGUUUUCACAGCAAUCCCCGCCACACUUUGGGCAGCAAGCAAACACCAGCAUGUACAAUAACAAUAUGAACAUCAAUGUAUCCAUGGCGACCAACACGGGUGGCAUGAGCGCCAUGAACCAGAUGACUGGACAGAUCAGCAUGACCUCAGUGACCUCCGUGCCUACAUCAGGGCUGUCCUCCAUGGGUCCCGAGCAGGUAAAUGAUCCUGCACUGAGGGGAGGCGGCCUUUUCCCAAACCAGCUGCCUGGAAUGGAUAUGAUCAAGCAGGAGGGAGAUGCAUCACGGAAAUACUGCUGACCCUGCAGGGAGCUGGCCGCUGCUUCCCUCGGCUGACCAGGCGCACGUGCUCACAACACCUAGCAUCUGGAGAGCCGCGUCUCUGUGCCGACCCUGAUCUGCCCGCAGUUCUCCCAGAGCCAGCGAGCAGACGGGCUGGGCCCUGCUCCUGGGGGGUGCCAGCCACCGCAGGAGCCACCUCUUCUCUUUCUGGUCUGAAGCUCGCUCCAGACAGUUGCUCAGUCUGUUCACUGCAUUCACCUUAGUGCAACUUAGAUCUCUCCUGCAAAGUAAAUGUCGACAGGCAAAUUUCAUACCCAUGUCAGAUUGAAUGUAUUUAAAUGUAUGUAUUUAAGGAGAACCGUGCUCUUGUUCUGUUCCUGUUUGGUUCCAGACACUGGUUUCUUGCUUUGUGUCCCCGGCUAAUCAGUCAAAUGCUAAAGGUUAAGAUUUCAUCUGGAGGAAAGAAAAGAAUUUUUAAAAAAUGAAACUAAAGUUGUUUUAAGCUAAGACCUGCAUUUGGGAUGGAAUCAGGGCAGACACUGCGGACAGCACUGUGUGCACAGACACACCCUAAGUGAAGACUGCAGUCACAGAAAGCUCUCUAGACUUUGUUGGAAAGAGUUUCCGGUUCCUGAACAGGCAAAAAAGAGCCUAUGAGAGGGCUGUUGAUAUUAUCAAGUUUUGUUUUGUUUUGUUUUUUAGUUGUUUUUUGUACCAGGGAUUGAGCUCGGGGCCCCCC